AAAGCUUUUGUUUGCAACGAGGAGGAGGCAGAAUCGCAUCGGAAUUUGCGGCGCUCAGAUCUUGGGUUGUUUCGGCAACUUUUCAGAGAAUAAUUCCCAAACUUUUUAAGUCUACAAUUAAGGAAAUAUGGCCACUGAAGAAAAGGGUGAAAAAGUUGUACAGAUUGCUGCGAGGGAAAGAGGCCCAGGACCCGGUCGUUAUGGACUCCCUUCGAUGUUGGGACAUCAACAACAUGAUUGUAGAAGAGUCAGAAAGCCGGCUUAUUCAUUUGGUCAUCGCUUGGAAAAUUCAAUGUUCAAGAAAGACUGCAGUCCUGGACCUGGGUAUAAAGUUGAUCCACGUAUAACAAAGGAUGGAGUUGAUGGAACGCCAAGUUAUUCCAUUUUGGGGCGACAAAAAGAUACCAUGUCAUUCAAGACACCAGCACCAGGUUCCUACUCCCCAGAGAAGGUCCAUCCUCAAGGAGAAAGAUAUGCCCCAGCAUGGUCAUGUGGUGCACGAACAAGAUACAGAAAACGUGACUCCACUCCAUCACCCAACUCUUACUCACUUCCAGCGCUACUUGGAUCCAAGAUCCCAAACAGAUACUCAUCAGCAUCCUUCUCUAUGACUGGAAGAGCCAAGACAGGUGGAUUUGCUGAAGAUCUUGCUAAGACCCCUGGGCCAGGAAAUUAUAGAACAGUUGAUCCAGUAGUCUACAAAAAGAGGGACCCAGCUUAUUCCAUGAAUCAGAGAAGUUACAUGCCUGGAGAUUCCACUCAAAAGCCUGGACCUGGAGCCCACAGCCCUGAGAAGGUGUACAUAAACAAACCAUCAGCCCCGAAUUUUUCACUUGGAAUCCGUCACAGUGAAUUCAUCACACCUCUUAUCAUUGAUGUGACAGACUAAACAUUUACCUCAAAUUCCCAGUUCAUUUUUUUAUUCCUUUUCAUUUUGUUUUCAUCCUUUUUUUACUGGCAAUUUAGCCCCCAAACAAACCUGAAACAUUCUUGUUUUAAACUCAAGCUUGAAACUUUUUCUGGAUCCUUUUUUAAUCUUUUUGUUGAGCCGUAAGUUUUAAGAGUUGCAGUAAAGCCACAACUUUUGAUUCAUAUACUGCUAAAUUUGAUACUAAAUUUAAAAAAAUAAUUUAAUUGGGAUCAGGAUUAUUGUUUUGCAAAUCUAAUACCUCAAUACUAAUUGCUAAUCAUUUUCAGUGUGUCUCAACACUUGCCUCUUUGAUUUGAAAAUAUACAACACAUUAAUUGAAUGUUCCAAAAAUCAUAUAAGUUAUUACUUAAAGGAGUGCCUUUCCCUGACAAUAUGUUAUCUGUAAUUGAUGCAAGAGGAGUAAUCUUAAAUGCACUAAAGAUGUCAUGCAUUA
This is a messenger RNA of Pocillopora verrucosa, 1364 nucleotides long. RefSeq names its product ciliary microtubule associated protein 1A-like. Gene Ontology annotation, cellular component: cytoskeleton. The record is from RefSeq and is a predicted model, not a curated record. Lineage: Eukaryota; Metazoa; Cnidaria; Anthozoa; Scleractinia; Pocilloporidae.